Molecule: messenger RNA, 2393 nt
Organism: Ornithorhynchus anatinus (platypus)
Lineage: Eukaryota; Metazoa; Chordata; Mammalia; Monotremata; Ornithorhynchidae
Gene: B4GALNT1
Product: beta-1,4-N-acetyl-galactosaminyltransferase 1
Exons: 10
Coding region: 472-2088 (538 amino acids)
Biological process (GO): ganglioside biosynthetic process
Cellular component (GO): Golgi membrane
Molecular function (GO): hexosyltransferase activity
Source: RefSeq, a predicted model, not a curated record
GCCCCCGGACCCGGCCCGGGCCCCUCCCUCCUCCGCGAUGUUCUUCAGGAUCCCGCCACCGCAGAGGCGACAGCCCGGCCCCGCCCGGGCCUGAGGUCGGCGGCCGGUGCCCCGGGCAGCGGAGGUGGGGCCUGGCCGGGGGUGGGGGUCGGGGCGUUGAGGGGGAGGUCUUCGCCUCGCCGGGACCGGGACCGGAGCCGGGACCGGAGCCGGGACCGGGCGGAGGGUGGGACCCGCCUUCCCCGGUCCCCUCCCGCUCUGCCCUUGGCUCCGGGCCCGAGUCGGGGCCGUUGGCCGGAGCGGGGGCGGGGACGGCUGCGGGUGGAAAUCCCGGCCGCCAAGGGGAAGGAUCCCGGUUCGUCCGGGCCCGGUCGGGCUCGGGCUCGGGCUCCGGCUCCGGCUCCGGCUCCGGCUCCGGCGCGGCUCACGAAGGGGGCAUCCAUCCUCCGCCUCCCCGCCCGAAGGCUAAGGAUGCGGCUGGGCCAGCGGGCGCUCUGCGCGCUCCUGCUCCUCCUCUCCGCCUCGCUCGGCCUCCUCUACUUUCGCGUGCGGACGCCCAGGACCCCCGGGUCCCCCCGGCCGCCCCCGGACCCUCUCGGACCGGAGCCCCCCGCUGCCCUGCCCGCCGAGCCCCGCUACGCCCACAUUCCCGUCCGGAUCAAGGAGCACGUGGCGGGGCUGCUGGCUCGGAACAGCUGCCGUUGCGUGGGGAGCUCCGGGGGUUCGCUGGACCUCGGCCUCGGACUGGGUCUCCCCUUCCAGCGGCAGGUCCACGUCCUAGACUUCGGCUCGGCCUUCGACCCCGCCGAGCUGCUCGCAGCGUCGGCCGCCCGCGAACGCGAAUACCGCCGCUUCCUGGACAGGGUCCAGUCCCCCGCCGACCGGCUGCUCGUCGCUCCGGCCAACAGUCCGCUGCAGUAUCCGCUGCAGGGAGUACAGGUCCGGCCGCUGGGCAGCGUGCUGGUCCCCGGCCUGAGCCUGCAGGCUUCCGGGAGGGAGCUAUACCAGGUCAACCUCUCCGCCUCCCUGGGAAUCUGGGACGUGGCCGGAGAGGUGGAGGGGGUGGCCCUGCGAGGGGAGGGGCGGGCGCAGCUCGGCCUGGCCAGUCCGGACCUGGACAGACUGAACCGUCAGCUCCAGCUGGUCACCUACACCAGCGUCCACUACCGGCCGCACUCGGCCGACACGGUUCGGGUCACCACCGACGGCCACCAAGCCGCUUUCGUUAUCCGGAUCCAGCAUCGGCCUAAUCCCCGCCUGUAUCCCACGGGCCCAGCUUCCGAUGGGGCCCCCGGCCCAUACAAUCUCAGCGCCCUGGUCACCAUUGCCACGAAGACCUUCCUUCGCUACGAGCGGCUGCGCACGCUGCUGGCCAGCAUCCGGCGCUUCUACCCCACCGUCACCGUGGUCAUCGCCGAUGACAGCGAGCGGCCCGAGCCCGUUCGCGGACCCUACGUCGAGCAUUACAUCAUGCCCUUCGGGAAGGGCUGGUUCGCCGGCCGCAAUCUGGCCGUGUCCCAAGUGACCACUAAGUACGUGCUGUGGGUGGACGACGACUUUGUGUUCACGGCACGGACGCGGCUGGAGACGCUGGUGGACGUCCUGGAGAGGACUCCCCUGGAUCUGGUCGGAGGCGCCGUGCGGGAAAUCACCGGCUUCACCACCACCUACCGGCAGCGGCUGAACGUGGAGCCGGGCGGCCCCGGCCAGGGCGGCUGCCUGCACCAGCGCCGCGGCUUCCACCACCCGCUGCCCGGCUUCCCCGGCUGUGUGGUCACUGACGGGGUGGUCAAUUUCUUCCUGGCGCGGACCGAACGGGUCCGGGAGGUCGGCUUCGACCCCCGUCUCAGCCGUGUGGGACAUCUGGAGUUCUUCCUGGACGGGCUGGGUUCGCUGCACGUGGGCUCUUGUGCGGAUGUGGUCGUGGACCACGCGUCCAAGAUCAAGCUGCCGUGGGCGGCGCGGGGCGCCGCGGAGGAGAGCUACAGCCGCUUCCGCUACCCCAGCAGUUCGGACACCAGCGUGGUCACCACGCACCAACUCUUCUUCUUCCACAAGCAGCACCUACAGUGCAUGACCGCUGACUGACUGCUCCCUCCUUCACCCGAGCCUCUGGAACGGUCUUGAGGGGAAGCCCCAAGAGGGCCCGGUCCCGGUGACCUAGCCCCCGCCUCCUUCCGGCCAGGCGCCCCCCCCGGCUGCUGCCACCCCGAGGAGGGGCCGGGGGCCCCUGUGGACAGAACGAUGCCCCGAGCCCUCGCCUGCCCCGGCCCCUCCCCGCCGCCCCCCCCGGCCCCCACCCCGGCAACCUGUGCCAAAGCCCCGGCCUCUGAGAAGGCUCACUGUGGCAGUGGAGGACUGGGGGCCUUAAACACAUGGUCACUUCUGGUUCA